AUGGCAGAAAGCGAUAGCCAUGUCCCUGAGAAGCAAGAAACUUCCAGCAAGAAAAAGGAAGUGUCUAUCGAUGACUUAUACCGUCGAUCGUCCCAAUUUCAGCUUUGGUCUUUCACUAUUGAAGAGCUUGAUAACUUGAGGAAAACCACUCAUGAAGACGGACGUGUCGCUGCACUUGCAAGGUUCGAGGAGGCCAAAAAGAAGUUUUCUUUAGAGAAGAAAGAAGUUUAUGAGCAAUUCGCUGAUGAGUUCACAUCUGACAAACUUCUUGAUCUCAUAACUUUCGAUGAACAACAAAAGUAUCUUCAGUACUUUGCGCAACAGAUUAUCCAAACAUGUGUGCAUUUUGGUAUGCCUACUCAAGUAAGGGCUACAGCGGUUUCGUUCUUUCAAAGGUUUUAUCUUCUCAACUCGCCCAUGUCUUACCAGCCAAAGAACAUCGUCUUUACAUGCGUUUUUCUCGCAGCUAAACUGGAAAAUUAUUUCAUAUCUAUCGAUUCUUUUUGCAGCUUGCUUCCGAGUACUGAAAAGCUGGACAUAUUGAAUUUGGAAUUUGAUGUGUUACAGUCUCUUAAGUUUACACUUUUGGUCCACCAUCCCUUUAGGCCACUUUACGGAUUCUUCCUCGACAUCCAGCAAGUCCUUUUGCACCCAACACCCGUGAUGUAUGACGUCAACAUAGAUACUAUAGGCGGUUUGUAUGACGAAGCAAAGAGAUGGCUUAAUGACCAUGCCCUAAUAGGAGAUGUGUCCUUCCUCUUCACACCACCUCAGAUCGCCUUGGCAGCAUUAUUCGAUUGUAACAAGCGCGUGACAAAUAAAUAUCUCAAGCUAAAGUUCAUUAAAGAAAAGCUGAAUGAAAAGAUGGAGACUAUCAAAGAGGAAUUGUCAGACGAAGUAAAAGAAGAGAAUGGGGAAGAAAAAGCUGAGACGAAUGGAGGUUCGUUGGAGGCAAGUAACACAUCACAAAAGUCGGACCUGACAAAGAUUUACGAAGAAUUGAUAGCGACGAUCCGAAAGUGCAUAUCCGUGGCUAAGUCAGAAAUCGAGACAAGUCGAGAGGAAUGUAUCCUGAUCGACAAGAAGUGUGUCUACGUUCUCAAACCCGAAAAACUCAUCAAGAAGAAAGUUAAAUCACUAACGAAAGAUCCAGUUUCCUGA
Messenger RNA from Candidozyma haemuli, 1161 nucleotides. RefSeq names its product TFIIH complex kinase subunit. Gene Ontology annotation, cellular component: transcription factor TFIIK complex; nucleus. The record is from RefSeq and is a predicted model, not a curated record. Gene Ontology annotation, biological process: regulation of transcription by RNA polymerase II; regulation of cyclin-dependent protein serine/threonine kinase activity. The coding region runs from base 1 to 1161 and encodes 386 amino acids. Lineage: Eukaryota; Fungi; Ascomycota; Pichiomycetes; Serinales; Metschnikowiaceae. The transcript has a single exon. Gene Ontology annotation, molecular function: cyclin-dependent protein serine/threonine kinase regulator activity.